Tachyglossus aculeatus (Australian echidna) is the source of this 6778-nucleotide messenger RNA. It is a transcript of the gene NUCKS1, whose product is annotated as nuclear casein kinase and cyclin dependent kinase substrate 1. The record is from RefSeq and is a predicted model, not a curated record. Lineage: Eukaryota; Metazoa; Chordata; Mammalia; Monotremata; Tachyglossidae. Gene Ontology annotation, cellular component: cytoplasm. Bases 51 to 932 code for a protein of 293 amino acids. Gene Ontology annotation, biological process: double-strand break repair via homologous recombination; interstrand cross-link repair. Gene Ontology annotation, molecular function: double-stranded DNA binding; single-stranded DNA binding. The transcript is spliced from 8 exons.
GCGCGCGCCUGGUCUCGGCUUGGCGCUUCGGCCCCGUUUCGGCUGCCAGGAUGUCCCGGCCCGUCAGAAACAGGAAGGUGGUCGAUUAUUCACAGUUUCAAGAAUCUGAUGAUGCUGAUGAAGAUUACGGAAGAGAUUCAGCCCCUCCAGCCAAGAAAAUCCGGUCAUCACCCCGAGAAGCUAAGAAUAAAAGGCGGUCUGGAAAGAAUUCUCAGGAAGAUAGUGAGGACUCAGAAGAAAAAGAUGUGAAGGCCAAGAAGGACGAUUCACACUCCCCAGACGAGGAUUUUGGCAGCGAAGGCGAUGACUUGGGAGCCGAUGACGGCAAGGCCGACAGCGACUACGAGUGCUCCCAAAAGAGCAAAAAAGGGAAAAAGGCCAAACCCGAAAAGAAUAAGCGAGCCUCCAAAUCCAGGAAAAGGGCUGCAGAGGACAGCGAAGAUGAAAAAGAGGAUCACAAAAAUGUGCGCCAACAACGGCAGGCAGCGUCCAAAGCGGCUUCUAAACAGCGGGAGAUGCUCUUGGAGGAUGUCGGCAGUGAAGAGGAAGAACAAGAAGAGGAAGAGGCACCAUUCCAGGAGAAAGAUUCCGGCAGCGAUGAAGACUUCCUAAUGGAAGAUGAUGACGAUAGUGACUAUGGCAGUUCAAAAAAGAAAAAUAAAAAGAUGGUGAAGAAGUCCAAACCCGAGAGGAAAGAAAAGAAAAUGCCCAAGCCCAGGCUAAAGGCUACAGUGACCCCAAGCCCGGUGAAAGGCAAAGGAAAGGUGGGUCGCCCAACAGCUUCAAAGGCAUCAAAGGAAAAGACUCCCUCCCCCAAAGAAGAGGAUGAGGAGCCGGAAAGCCCCCCAGAAAAGAAAAAGUCUGCCAGCCCUCCACCAGAGAAGUCAGGAGAUGAAGGGUCUGAAGACGACGCUCAGUCUGGGGAAGAUUAAAGGCGACGGUUUGGGGAGAUUUUAUUAAAAAAAAAAAAGAGGAAAAAAAAGAAACAUACUUAGGGGUAGAACAUGGUUUGGGCUAUGGCUUGACUCAUGGGCUUUGAAUGCUUAACUUUCAGCUGUUGACAUACAGAAUCCUUUUGAGAAAAAAAAACCAAACAGUACACAACACCGUAAUGGUUUCGAAGUUACCUCUCAUCUAUUGGCAGUUCUUUGUGCCCUCCUGUACUCAAUUGAAAGCCAUGACAAAGUAUCCAGUGAAUUGACUGCUUAACUUUAUUUUGUGAGGGGAUACUGCAGUCGCGAAGCAAUAAGAUUUGAAACACUAUUGAUUCUAUUGGGGAAGGUUUUUGUUUUUGUUUUUUCUUACAAAAACCCAUCAAGUGGAAUAGGAGACUGGAAGGCUUCCUAUUCAAAAUUUUUUUCCCCUAUCUGAGUUUUUUUUAAGGGAAAAAAAUCACUAUCAGCCAACCCAGAUGUGUUUUAUAUAUUUUAAGUAAUGAUUAUGAACCUAAUUUAAUGGACCAGGAAGAAGAUAUAUGUGAAUUCUAAAUAAGGUCCUAAAUUUCCAGUUGUCUUUUUGGCCUUCUCUGGAAAAAUGGGGUUGCAGGCCUCAUUUUGAGUUUUACUUCACUCCUGGUGAUCUCCACCCGAUAUAGAACUGAAGUCCUUUUUCCCUGCUCUGAUCCUUAUGGAGGGGGUUACGGUCCCAUCUAGAAAAAGAGCAGGAGGCCACCAAAACCUGCCCAAGUUACUGGUGUCUAAUCCAUGAUCUCUUGUGGUUCAUAUUUUUUUUAAAAAAAAUAUAUAUAUAUAGAAGCAUCCAUUCUUUUUCCCGGUUGGAUGAAAUUUUGCCGAGGAUCAAGAGAAAUUUGAAAAUUACCAAACCAACAGCAAAGACUGCUGUACCACAUUGUGGGGCCGGGGGAGGUGAGGGGUGGUAUUUCUUCUCAAACUGACAAUGUUUAGGUUUUAAGUAAAUAAAGUACCAGUUAAUGUGAAACUCAAUCACAGAGAGUUGGGCUUUUCCUUUAUAAAUGCAUAAAAAAAAAAUGGAAUUUUCUAAUGCCAUAAAUGUGCGCUCAGAUCCCAUGAGUCAUGCAUUGGUUUAAUUCAUAAGGUAUUUCGGGAGUAGAUGGUUUUUCUCCCCCCACCCUCUCGUCCUUUCAUUUCACCCUAGAAAUGUGGUGUUAAGUGCAUCUCUCAAAUUCCUGCUGCAGUAUGGGACACUGACUCCUCACCUGCCCCAAACGGGACAUUGUUUCUUUUGCUUCAUUACCUUUCUUCCCCCCUCCCCACAGAUUCUCUCCAGCCUACCUCCGCUGGGGUUAUACUGCUUUGGCUGCUCCCACACUGCUCAAUUUUUUCCUCGCUUCUGAUCGGGCCUCUGCCUGCUGUCCGCAAGCUGGUGCCGAUUCAGUGAAACAGGAGUUUUGGAGGUUCAGUGGGAGGAGUGACCCUCCCUAAUAAAAACAGGAGGCGCCCCACAAACUGCAGUCCACUCAGAAGGGAUGCGUGCUGUUGAUUUUAUCUUUUCCAUGCGUUUUGGACGCAGCCAUACUUCUCUGAUUAAACCUUCUUUAAAAAGUCACAAUCAUAGGUUUGAUCCUUCAAGCCCCUUGACCCUACAGGCUUACUGGGGUUAGAUGCUGGGAGUUUGUGUGUUGGCAAAUUUGAGAAUGAGGAACUGGACUCUUCUUUUUUCCCCAUCCCCUCCUUUUCUCUGGGUUCCAUUCUCAAGCGUCCUCCUCUGCUAACUGCCUUUCUUUCAUCUGUUGAAACAUUUGUAUUACUCUAUAUUCACAUUUUUCUCAAUGCAAAAGGCUCUGCCAAGGUGGUUGGGGUACCGUUUGAUUUGAUUGAAACGCCACCCGUGUUUGCAUUAGAUGCCCUCUGUGGUUGUUGAGAACAAGAGAAGGGAAUUCUUAGAACUGAGCCCAAUUCAAUUCACGGAACAUAACCCCAGAUAACAGCUGGUAAACUGUCUUUAAAUGAUGGUUCAAGUCACAGCUCUGAGCUUUAUGAAGAGGGUGGCCUUGGUGGGUUGGUGCAAGUUAAAGUCCUUCCAUUCUUAACAACCUUGCUUGUGUCACUGCAGUAAAAGACCUAUCAGUGUUUCCUUGCAAACCUCUAUUUUUAGGGGUUUAGAAACUUGGCUGUACAAUUUCAGCCUGGGUUUAGAAUGAGGCUUCCUGGGAUCUGAUUCAGAAACAGAUAGAUCUUCUGUAACCCUUCUUUUCUCUCCAUUAAUGGAAUGCUGAAAGAAAAAUAGGUUUUUGGCAUUGUUAGGAUCAUCCUUUGUACAUUUCCUCCGUCAUUUUCCAGUAAGCUUUGGGGAUCUUUGUAAUCGUAGACAUUCGGCUACUGUGCUGUGGAAACCUCUUUUAUUUUCUUAACCAACACACUCGGCCACAUAAACAUCUCUAGUAGUAUGGGAUGUCAUCCACCCCUAAAUAAAACCGGGGGAGCUAUUCUUGUCUACUGGGUUACUUGUACACAUUUAGGUUGUGCGUGUUUAACUAUAUAAGUGUUUGCCCAUUAGACUGGAAAAGCUGAAAGUAUUUUUCUUUGUACAUUUCUGAUAGACUGGAAAAAAAUAAAAUAAGUAUGUAUUUCUCCUCACGGAGCAGAUGGGCUCUGAAGGAUCUGUGUUUUCUCCACAGAAGUGUUGAAUUUUUUUUUUUUUUUUUUGGUUUUUUGGGUUUGUUUUCAGCUAAAUGAGGCCCCAAAAUUACCCUGCCAAAAAUGUUCAUGCAAAGAACGGGACCGUUGGGAUGCAAGACUGGAAACUUUGAAAAUUCAGUGUUGAGGCAUGAUACUUCGACCGCGGCUUGGGUUGUAAGCCAGUAGUGGCUGUUGCUCUUCUCAUUUGCUCCUCUGCACAGGCCCAGGUUUUGAGGGGUAUUAAAGCUCACUUGCCUUUAUUGCUGCCCUUGUUGAGGGCGAGUUAGGGAGAUAGUAAACUCUGUAGAUGCUCACUUGUCUCAGAACCCAAGCCCUACUCCCCAGGUAGACUCAGUUUUAUGCUUAAUAAGUCGCCAUUCGCGAUGGUUUCUCCAGCCCACAGGCACUUAGGUUCUAGUUAUGAGCACCAUUUGCAUCCAGGGUGCGGGAACACUGCUGCUCGCGUUCCACCAAAUGGAGGAAAAGGAAAGCCUGUACCGUGGGCUGCUCUUUUUUAAGAGGAGAUGGACUCUCAGUCUGGAUUUAGUCCUAAACGUAUCCGAUUCUGCUCUCGGAACAUCCCCGUUUAUCUCCAAAUCCAGUUCGGACAUUUGAUUCCCCGUAAGGAAACCAGAUGUUGCUCCUUUUGUUGCGGAUGGGCUGAGGAGAUGGUUUGGGUUUGAUCUCGAGGAGUGAGCAUCUUUGAAAUUCCCGUGAAGCACCAGGGCACGGUUGACCCAUUUGUCUGCGGAUUCAGUUCGCUCACCAGAUGUCUUCCCUUCCUCAGCCGUGCAUUCUCGCAAAUUGUGUGCAUGUAGAGACCUUUGGUGCGUUUUUCCCGACAGCCGAUUACAAGAAACACGAGGGGUUCUAGGCAAAUAAAGCGUUUGACAUGCCGCAAGAUCCAUUGGCUACUGCUGAAUGUGACACACAUUUUUCAUUUUAAGGAAAGAUCAUGUUUUUUCUUGAUUUAUUUUUUUUUAAAUGAGCGUUAAAGUAACAUGACUCGGAACCCUGUCGUUUUUUACUCGCUUCAAUUUAGCUGGGCUAGGUUUGGGAGUAUUUUUGUUGGUGAGCAGAAUUUAGCACUAGAAGCAGUUGGGGAGGUUUUUCCUAACGGCUGUGCUACUUUAAACGAUCGUGUGCUUGAGCAAUCUAUUGUGUUAGCAAAGAAGUAAGGGGGGGAAAAAGGCGUCUGUAUUUCUAUACAGAGUGUUGCUGUUGUCAGAAGUGAAUGUAAAGUUGUCAUUCUUUUUGAGCAUGCUCAUUGUCUGCUUCUUCACGAGGCUGCUUUAGGAAAUGAAGGACUGUUUCAUGCAGAGGUUUGGGAAGUGAGAAACCUAACUCUUUUCUCCCUACGAGUCGAAUCUUAACAUUUGUCUCCGAUGCGCAUCCAAGAUGGAGGAUGCUGUGGUCAUCUCCAGUGCAAAACCUUUUUUGUUGGUGAGAAAAGAGGGGCAGAGAAUGCCGGAUGCUUUUGAGUCAUAGGAAAUUGCUAUCCCUUGUCAUCGUAUCCUUGAGAUCUGCCAUUUUUUUAAUGGUGUGGAAGAGUUCUGAAAUUGGAGUUUGAGGGGGGAAAAAAAGGUGGGUCUGACUGAAAUACUAAGAUUUAGAAUAUUUUUUCCUCCGGCUUCAAAUUCCAAGGAGGUUUAAAAAAAAAACCCACUGAAAACUGCCACUCCGUGUCCUUAUUCUCCGUAGCUUGUUGCUUUCCACCGUCUCAGGAUGGACGAGCUGCCACCGAGAUCCUUUCUAGGUUCCAAAUGUUCAAUUACACUUCCUUUCUUAAAGCCUGGCUCCUAAGUUCACUGUGGUGCUGACAUUACGUAUUCAACCACUAUUGGGAAAGUCUCUGAAGCUAGCCACCAUCGUGCAAUUGCAGUGACUUUGAACGGUGAUGACAUCUGUCUCCGCAUGCUCUGUGUGACUGGUGCAAAACCACCAUUUUGCAUAUGCUUUGUAUAUCAGGGGCAACGGGGGGGGGGGUUUUAUAGGGAUUUUUUUUUUUGAAGGGUUUUGGGGGUUUGGUUUGGGGUUUUGGAGGGGUUUUACGGGGUUUCUUUUGGGGUUUCUUUCGUUGUUUAGGCGGGAUGGGGACAAGAAAUACUCAGCUUAUGCCACAAAUAAUGUGUAUAAAAUCCCUGAAGUAUUGUGUAUGGGUGAGAGUGCGUAUAUGUGUGUGUCUGGCAACUUAAACCCUCUGUCUUCUGGAAAUUUGUGAAUUUUCCCCUUCUUUCCCUUGCAGAAGCAAUUGUUAGAAAAUCUGUAAAUAAGAGAGCUACAUAAUUGGUUUAACCGUGAACGUGUCGUCACAACAAACCCUAUCCACCUAACUCCUCCCCAAUUCAAAGGAGAGAGAUUUCCAGGGUAGGCAAUAGCCUUCUUAAACAGCGGUGUGGUUUGCAGCAUCUCUUUCUCUGUGGUGUGCAGUUUGAUCUUGGAUAGUCAACGUUUUCGAUAGGGCUUUGAGAUCCAUCCCUAAACCCCCCUCAAUCCGCCUAGAUGCUUUUUGCCGCACCACUUUCUGCCAAGAAGGCGGCAGAAGCGCGGGACCUGCUCAGAUGUAGAAGACUCGAGGCUAAGAAGAUAAUGUCCUCUCCGGCCAACAGCCAUGUCAGCGGACACGUGGUCAGAUCGCGCGGGGUUGGAUGUUCUUGCGAUCCCUGGAGGGUGCCGAAAUCUGCAGCGUGGUACUUAAGGGAGCUAAAAGUUUGAAUGUAACAGUGCUUUAUUUAAAAACGAAAAGAUUCAAAACGGGGUUGAAGUGAACAUGACUUUGUUGACCAUGUUCGUGAAUUAUAGAUGCAACAUGCAUUGGUAGAAUUGUGUGAUGGUUGUUUGUGAUACUUAAUUUUACAUAUUCCAGUCUCUGUAUGUACCUGCAUAGAAAAAAGAAAAACAAACAAACCCUGCUUUGCUUUUAUUGAAGGGUUUCCAGGACCGUGUACCUGCUCCUGAGCUCUGUUUUAAAUAUGUGUAUCCUUUGCUUGUAUUUUGUAUUAAAAAAAUGAGAAAAAAGAACCCUUUAUUGUUGAGCAUGUUGGCAUUGUCUCCCCCCCUUUUUUUUUCUCUUUUUGGAAUAUAUGAAGCAAGUUAUUCUUUUUCUGUAUUUUUUUCUUUUGUAAACUUUUUUUCGGUUUUGUUUAAAAACGGCUUUAUAAAAGGGCUUUUAUAACCCA